AUUUUAGUGGUUGGAUUACCUAAAUGCGAUUCAAGUGAGCUGUUGUUUAGCCAUCCGUUACACUUGUAAUUUAACUGUAAUGUAACUGUUCAGAAGAGCAUUCGCUGUUUAUGCAAUAUAAACACAAAAAUCAGUAUCAACUACAAGCAAACAAAGGUAACACUUUAUUCCAAGGUGUUCUUUUUACACAUUAUGCACUUACUUUUUAAAAACACUUCGUUAUGCAUAAUUACAUACAAGCAACCCUAAGACAAACCGUAACCCUGACCACAAAGUAAGUCCAUAUAAUAAAGUGUAACCCAAACAAAUAUGAACGGACAGAUGCAAUUAAAACUUUUAUUAACAGCGGUAAUAGUACACAAAAUGCAGCAUUAUACAGCGCAGUACAGAGUCACAACAAAUCGGCUUAGAGUCGUGCGCAUGCGCGUAUCGUGGGACGCCGCAGCCAUCACCAAGGCAACAGCGAAGCCCGUAACCGAAUCUAAUCUCAAGCGUGUAACGAAAACGCUCCUUUGUUGACCGAGCUCUCUGUGCACCGGUCGCCACUGGCUCAAACUCAGAAUGCCUGUCCGUUUUAAGGGCAUCAGCGAGUAUCGAAGUAAAUACAAGGGUCGAACAACACGAUCCAGGAGCGAUUCUCCACAACGCAGGAUGCGACAGGCAGGACUGCGCUCAGACCAGUCAAGAAUUACUCAGGAACCCCAAUUCAUAUCCAAAAGAAAAGUGCCAUUUUAUCCACCUCAGAUAUCCGGUUCUUUCCGAUGGGAGGGGCAUGCUCCGGCACCACGGCGUCAGGAGAAGAGCAGGCCUGUCACACCUCCGCCUGUGUGCCGAGCCUCUAGUGCAGAAAGAGCAGGGACCCCUCUUGCCCCAAGAGGCCCUGUGCCACCAGAGGGCAUCGCUGCACCAUCCCAAGCGGCUCAGACGUACACCACCGCUACUGCAGACCGGCAGCAACAAAAACUAAACGGAGUUAAACGUGCGUUAAGGAAACGAGCGGGACUGAGAUCGGAGCGACAGAGGAAUAGCCGUUUGAGCUCUGAGUACCAGAGACAGUUCAUGUGGAAAACACCUACGGACAAUUCGCCCCUGCUGGCUGCACAUGAGAUGCUGUAUAGCAACAACGGAGCCAUCCCACCUUUCAAAUCAAACCCUGUAAUCGUGGAGAGCGAGUACCAGAGAAAUUUCAAAGGAUCACCUCCUCCCAGACCACCGCGCCUGAGGCGAGACGUUGAACAAUACGAGGUCCCGCUGCUCGAUGCAGGGAACAUCGCCACCCCAGAAAAGAGUAAGGGGAACAAGAAGAAGAAGAAGGAGCAACACAGUAGAAAGUCAAGCCCUGAAGAGGAAGUCGCCCAUCGACAGCAACAGGAAGUGAGUUCACCCUGUGCCCUGAGAGACCCUUCGCCCAAGGUUAUGAGGAAAGUGAAAACUGAAUACAGAUCCAACUUUCGAUCUCCUCUCCAGUAUAGUUACAGAGAUGGAGAAUGGGUGAAGACGAAAACUCCAAAGGAGGAGGAGUGUUGUUUUCACGAAAGGUAUCGUGAGGUGCAGGAGUUACGUGAGAAAGCUGAGGCCUACAGAAAAAGGGCCUGGGGAACUCAUUUUUCUCGGCAGCAUCUGAACCAGAUCCAGUCGGACCACAACUGGAUGUGGGAGCCUUCGAGUGGCACCUCUUCCUCGUCCAUUGAAUCUGAGGCCUGCAGAAGCAGUAGUAGCACCCCUAUCAUCGAGGCUCUGGAUCUGGCCAGGGCUGGCAGUGUCAGGGGAAGCUCUAGCCCUGGGCCUUCAGCUUCUGUGGCAGCCAGCAGGAGAAGCUCUUCUGGGUUUGCUCGUCUUCAUGAAGACCCCACCCUCCCUGUGCAGAGGAAGCUGGCCUGGGAUGAAGAAGAGGAACUUGGGGAGAGAGAUGAGUCGGAGAUUUCACAGGAGGAGCUAACUGUUGAAAAAAAUGUGGGGAAUCCAAAAAAUGAACAUUGGGACGUGAAGGAGAGAAAUGAACGGUUGCACGCGUUGGAAACUGAGUCAUCAUUAGUGGUGGACGGCUCUGAAGGUUCCAUUAACAGGGGCAGACUGCCAACCCCCAAACUCAGGACCAUACAGACUGUACAAAGAACACACCAUGAUCGCACCACUCCAGCUACUGGAGGAGCUUUGCUGGUCUCUCCUCCGAAUAUCAAACAUUCCCCCAGCAGAAUCAGGAGGAGUGAGCCGCCUUUAGGAAAACCUCACUCUCCUUACAAACAUAUCAUAGAUGGCUCUCCACAGAGGCCGCAUAGCAAGGCUGAGAGCGGAAGCUUGCCACGUUCGCCGGCAGCUGCUGGCCUGACCACCGUGGAUCCACUUCCCAUGCGAGAAGAUGCCUGGUCUGAAGAGGGGGCGGCAGACUGCUCCACCAAUCCAAGACAACCCAAGCCAUCACAAAAACAACAGACCGGCCAGCGUCACAAAGCUCCACCUGCCAACAGGAUCCAGGGCACAAUGAGAAACCCGGAAUUUCAGCAUAAUGGUAACCUGGGAAUUUUUCGUCCAGAGCUGUUUUUGUUUCCUGAAGCUGACUCGUCAGAUAAUGAUGAUAAGCUGUCUCAGAUCUCAUCUAGAUCCGCAGCCUCAUGCUCCAUGGCCUCCGAACUCUUGGGUCGCGCUCAGAGGAGAAAAGAGGAAUUCUGGGGAAAGAGAUAAUGCGGCAGUGCCCAUGAAUUGAUUGUGCAUGUGCUGAAAAAAUGGCCAUUAAUUUCUCAGGAAGUGAACGUGUACACUUUUUCUCCCAUUUUUGAAAUCUGAUUUGGUGUGAUUUUUAUUUUCAUUCAUUUGGAAUAGACUGGUAUUUAAAAUGAAAAUAUAUUUGUAAUUUAUUUUAUUUACUUGCAUUUUAAUAUUGUGCGUUCAGUAGCUAAAAAUGAUUUUGCGAAG
Molecule: messenger RNA, 2913 nt
Organism: Puntigrus tetrazona (Sumatra barb)
Lineage: Eukaryota; Metazoa; Chordata; Actinopteri; Cypriniformes; Cyprinidae
Gene: saxo6
Product: Mdm1 nuclear protein
Exons: 15
Coding region: 562-2682 (706 amino acids)
Biological process (GO): negative regulation of centriole replication
Molecular function (GO): microtubule binding
Source: RefSeq, a predicted model, not a curated record